CUUAGCGAAUCAGACCGCCCGCCCACUCCGGGGGGGAGAAAGUGCUGCUUUGUGAAUGAAGGGAUCGGCGGAAGGAGCAGAAAGCAAACUUUUUCCCAAAGCAGAAAAACGCCGUUGUUUUCCUCCACGUUUCGGCGUGAAGAAGCUUCCACGACACACACGGAGCGUCACGGGAACACCACGCGAGAAGCUGCUCCACGAUGAUGGCGCUCACUAUUCUGUGUCUGUUCCUGGUGACCCUGGCUCAAGGCGAGCCCUGCCUCAUCAUCAGCGAGAUCAACGCCGACAACCCCAGACUGGACACGAGCGAAUUUGUGGAAUUGUACCACACCAGCGGGCAGCGCUCCUCGCUGGACGGAUACACUCUGGUCUUCUAUAACGGCAACGGAAACGUGGCUUAUAAAGUCUUAGACCUGAAGGGCCACAGCACCGACGACAGGGGCUUCUUCCUGGUGGGCUCGGUGGAAAUGCUGCCCAAACCCGCCAUCCUCCUGCCUCCCAACACCGUCCAGAACGGUCCGGACGACGCCAUCGCGCUCUAUCACACGUCCGCGGCUCGUUACGUCGAGAAGAUGAACGUCACUGCCGCGGGUUUGGUGGACGCCGUUGUUUAUACGACGCGCAAGACGGGCGGUGCCGAGGUCCUGGCUGAGAUCCUCACCCCUGGGGAGCGGGCCUUUGUCGAGGAUGAAACCGCCCUGGAGGGGGACGAAUCCAUCGAGAGGUGUUUGUUGUCUGAAGAUCGCUGGGGCUUCCGGGUGUCCGCUCCCUCCCCGGGCCAGAGGAACAACUGCACGCCGUCCGCCGCACCGUCAAGCCUUCCCGUCAUCACCGAGCUGAAGCUGGGCGGAGGUCAGGUGGACGGCUUGGUGGAGCUAACGUCGACGACCGACGCCGGUCCUCUCGUGUUGGUGGUGCUGAACGGGAAAACGGACAGAGUCAGCUUCAGUUUCAACGUGAAUGUGGACACCUCCAGGAACGGACUCAUCUCCGUGACGGUCGACAAGAGGUAUAUGAAAGGAGACGAGUCUGGGGCGGUCGCCAUAUAUAGCGGUACGACUUCGGAGUUUCCUGUGGGCAGCCCGUUAAGUCAGAUCGAGCCUCUGGACUCGUUUGUGUUCGCCGGCCCCGGAGACAGACCCAGUGCCAACCUCACGGAGACCCUCAUCCCCGGCAGGCAGCCCUAUCAGCUCAGCAACAGUUUAAAAGAGGGAGGCUUCGACCUCAGCCGUUGCGGCAUGGCCACGUGGACCAGAGACCCCGGCGUCUUCUGGGAGGCCCCGCAAACCCCGGGGCAACCCAACCAAUGCCCCUGGCCAAAAAUCUGCCCUCACACUAUGGUAGUUCCAGGAGGCGGUGCAGAUACAUCCCCACACCUGCCGUCUUGGGGGACUGGUGACUUCUUGAUCAACGAGCUGAACACAGACACUCCCGGCAUGGCUGAAGACGGCGAGUACUUGGAGCUGUGGCACCCAUCCGGACGCCGCGUGUCCCUGCAGGGCAUCUGGGUUCUUUUUUUUAGCGCGCACAACAACAAACCCUACAGAGAGAUCAGCCUCAGUGGACACUUCACCACCGCCAAGGGCUACUUCCUGCUGGGCAGCGACAGGCUGGUGCCUGCGCCUUCUAUCCGCCUGCCUCCCAACACUAUCCAGAACGGACCGGACGCCGUGGCGCUGUACCGCAGCCCCUUCGGGCCCCCGUCUUCGCAGCAAAGGGGGAUCCCCACCAAAGGGCUCCUGGAUGCUGUGGUGUAUCGCAAGAUGGGAUCUGAUAAGGAGGCGCAGGAGCUGAGCAAGGCGCUGACACCUGGACAGCUUGCCUUACUGGAGGAUCCGGAGGUUCUUCCCGGUGACGAGUCGCUCAGCCGCUGCAGAGGCCUUUACCCCUAUGACCUGUCUUCAUUUUCAGUAGCUCCGCCCACUCCGCUGAGGGAGAACAGCUGUCCCCGCCCUCCUCCGGUUCCGGAGGGCGUUGUGCUCAACGAGGUGGCGAGUGGCCACUGGACCAAUCACGGCCAGCAACGGUCCUUCGUGGAGUUGCGCGGCCCCCCGCUGACCGAGCUGCGUGGUCUGGUGCUGGUCAUGUUUGACCAGGAACACAGCGGCAGGAUCGUUGCGCUUCCUCUGACUGGAUUUAUCGACGAUGACGGGUAUUACACGGUCGGCAAUGUCACUGAAGCGGAUCAGACUUUCCCAGAAGGCGAAGAUGUGCCGGCCCGAGGAGCGGUCCUCCUGUGCUACGACCUGUUCAGCGUCUGCAGAGCUGCCACCGCCCUGACCAACUCCAGUCGGCGCGACGAGCUGAUAUUCGGCGACGUCCAGCUGCUGCUCUCCUCGACGUCCGCUAGAGGGAGCCAGAUCAUUCCGGCUCUCAGGUCAGUCCAAAACGGCGCCGUCUCUCUCAGCCGCUGUGCGUGCUGCGAUGCGAGGAGCCCUUCUUCGUGGACGACGUCUUCGCCGACGCCUCAGACCGUCAACAUCUGCCCCAGCAUUGCCUUCUCCAGUCACAUCGACGUUUGCCUCGGACCUCCGUCCAGUGGCUGGCCGGAGAAUUCGGGAGACUGCAGUGGUCUCAGUCUGGGAAGGAGGAUCGUCCAAGUGGCCCACUAUCUGGAGCAAAAGUGUCUCUGUGGAAUAUCCGCUUUCUCACUCCAAGGGGCGAAUUUCUCGUGUGUGUCUGGCUGGUUGCGAGUGUGGGGAAAUAUCCUGGCCUUUUCGGACCACCAGAAGGCCCUCAUCAUCCAGAUGUCCCCCGGGAAGCUCCCGCAUGACGAUGGUUGCCCCGCCCCCACCACUGACAGCCGCACCGGCACAGGGUCCAGCCUGGGUUUACAGGUUGGUCUGGUAGUCGGCCUGCUCGUGCUCCUCGCGCUUGGAGCAGCUCUUGUCACUUAUUUCUACAAAAGGAGGCGUCCUUUGGACUACGCCACCAUGGAGCUGAGCGAGCACGCAGAGGGUCUCUCAGAUCUAUAGUAAUCGGGGGCUCGUUUAAGUUGUUUGCAUGUGACUGUGAGUGUGUUUAAAAAGUUACGAAUCAGCUGUUUUGGAACAUAUUUUUAUAAUGGUCAUUGUUUGUGAACAGUACUGGUUACUACUAUGAAAGGGAAAGAGGUACGAAGGGAAGAGGGUAGGAGUGGGCAGGUUGAAUGGUAAUACUUGAGAGAAAUAGUUUUUUUUUGUGGGGGGGCUUCAAAAUGAUUUAAUUAAGUGAAGCGGGAUGUUCUCGGCAUUGAGUGGCCUUUCCUUUUUUUUUUUUUUUUUUUUAUUCUUACCUAGUGUAAGUACAGUGAACUAAGGCCUGCCACAAAAAUAUACAGUUAGUAGAAAAUGUUUAUAUUUGCUUAUAUGGAGAGUUUAUAAUUUGUCGCAAGCCGCGUGUUAGUUUUGGACACUUAAUGACUGUGAAAACUAUGUAAAUGUAUUGACGUGUACACGAUUGAUCCUGCAUUU
This is a messenger RNA of Hippocampus comes (tiger tail seahorse), 3452 nucleotides long. RefSeq lists its product as uncharacterized. Lineage: Eukaryota; Metazoa; Chordata; Actinopteri; Syngnathiformes; Syngnathidae. Bases 201 to 2975 code for a protein of 924 amino acids. The record is from RefSeq and is a predicted model, not a curated record. The transcript is spliced from 13 exons.